AUGGCUCGCGGUACAGUCUUGGUCAUUGCUGGGUCUGAUAGCUCGGGCGGAGCUGGCUUGGAAGCAGACCAGAAGGUCAUUGCCGCCCAUGGAUGCUAUGCUAUGACGGCCACGACGGCUCUGACGGCGCAGAACACAUCGGGAGUCGACGGCAUCUAUCAGAUACCGCCCGAGUUUGUGCGGAAGCAGAUAGAUGCCGUGUUCAAGGAUAUUGUGCCUGAUGUCAUCAAGACUGGCAUGCUAGGUUCAGCGGCGACUAUUGAGAUGCUGGCCAAAGCAUUCACCGAUUACAAGAUCAACAUGCCCCGAGUAGUCUUGGAUCCCGUCAUGGUCGCAACAACAGGUGCUCAACUUCUCCCUGCGGAUGCCGUCAAAGACAUACGGAUCCUGUUGCUGCCACAAACUUUUCUCGCGACCCCCAACAUCCCCGAGGCCAAGCUCCUGCUGGCCGAAGUGGGCAAAGAACCAGUCGACGUGCAGAGCAUCGCUGAUCUGGACCGCCUCGCACGCCGCUUGCAGGAGCUGGGCCCUCGCUGGGUGCUCGUCAAGGGCGGGCAUGUGCCGUUCAAACAGGACGGCACCGUGGCGCGGACCACGGAGGAAAGGGAGAUGAUUGUGGAUGUGCUAUUUGGCGAAGGAAAAAUCACUAGGAUAGAGAGCCCGUACCAAGAUUCGAAAAACACGCACGGGACGGGCUGCUCACUGGCUUCGGCUAUUGCAUCCAACCUGGCUAUGGGGUUGGGGACGGAGCAGGCUGUCAGGGCGGCUUGUCGAUAUGUGGAGGCGGGCAUCAAGACGGCGCCCGGGUAUGGGAAGGGCAGCGGACCCUUGAACCACUUUCAUUCUACUUAUACGUUGCCGUUUGCACCUGGCCGUUUCAUUGAAUACCUUCUCGAACGACCAGAUGUUGCCCCCGUGUGGCACCGAUUCGUCAAUCACGAGUUUGUGAUGGGACUAGGUAAUGGGAAGCUACCCCUGUAUUCAUUCAAGUACUACUUGAUCCAGGACUACCUAUAUUUGACUCAAUACGCGAGAGCAUCCGCCCUAGCUUCAUACAAGGCUAGGACCAUGGACGACAUAGCCGCAGCAAUACUCAUACCCCGUCCUCAGGGCGCAGCGAUAGUAUCUCACAUCCACCGCGAGAUGAGCCUCCACCUCACCUACUGCACCUCCUUCGGCAUCUCCCGGUCCGAUAUCGAGCAGACGGAAGAGCACCAGGCCUGCACAGCUUACACGCGCUACGUCCUCGACGUCGGACAGUCGGAGGACUGGCUGGCCCUACAGAUCGCCCUAGCCCCUUGCCUGCUUGGGUACGGCGCCAUCGGCGAGAUGCUACACGUCGAUCCGGCUACCAAGGCCGAGCAAAAUACUUACUGGCCUUGGAUCCAGAAUUAUGUGGCCGAGGACUAUGUCACGGCGGUCAGGACGGGGCGGGAGCUGAUUGAGAGGCAUGCGUUGGCGUUGAGUCCUAGUCGCGUGGAUGAGCUGGUCAGGAUUUUUGUGCAUGCUACGGCUAUGGAGAUUGGGUUUUGGGAGAUGAUGUCUUACGGCGGCGGUUACGGCUCCCGUGGCGGCGGAGGGUACUCCAACGGCGGUGGUGGAGGCGGUGGCUAUGAUAAGUAUGGCGGCGGUGGUGGUUAUGGCGCGUCAAAUGGUGGUGGCUACGGCGGAGGCGGAGGUGCUGGCGGCGAUCGCAUGUCUAACCUUGGUGCAGGCCUCCAGAAGCAAAGCUGGGACAUGAGCGCUCUUCCCAAGUUCGAGAAGUCCUUCUACAAGGAGGAUGAGGCUGUGGCCAACCGAUCUCAGACCGAAGUCGAUCGAUUCCGACGGGACCACCAGAUCGCUAUCACCGGUACUGAUGUUCCGAAGCCGGUUGAGACUUUCGACGAGGCCGGUUUCCCCCGCUACGUUAUGGAUGAGGUGAAGGCCCAAGGCUUCCCUGCUCCUACCGCCAUUCAGUCUCAAGGAUGGCCCAUGGCUCUUUCGGGACGCGAUGUCGUUGGUAUUGCCGAGACAGGCUCAGGAAAGACCCUUACGUAUUGUCUUCCUGCCAUCGUUCACAUCAACGCUCAACCUCUGCUGGCACCCGGGGAUGGCCCCAUCGUUCUUGUUCUUGCACCAACUCGUGAGUUGGCAGUCCAGAUUCAGCAGGAAAUUACCAAGUUCGGCAGAUCUUCUCGCAUCCGAAACACGUGUGUGUACGGAGGAGUUCCCCGUGGUCCUCAGAUCCGUGAUCUCACUAAGGGUGUCGAGGUCUGUAUCGCGACUCCUGGGCGUCUUAUUGACAUGCUGGAGGGCGGCAAGACCAACCUGCGCCGUGUGACCUACCUUGUUCUUGACGAGGCCGACCGCAUGCUUGACAUGGGUUUCGAGCCCCAAAUUCGCAAGAUUAUUGGCCAGAUUCGACCUGACCGUCAGACUCUCAUGUGGUCCGCCACUUGGCCCAAGGAAGUCCGAGCCUUAGCUUCCGAGUUCCAAACCAACUUCAUCCAGGUCAAUAUUGGUUCCCUGGACCUUUCUGCCAACCACCGCAUCACUCAAAUUGUGGAGGUUGUCACAGAGGGCGAGAAGCGUGAUCGCAUGAUUAAGCAUCUUGAGAAGAUCAUGGAUGACAAAGAGAACAAAGCCCUGAUCUUCGUUGGUACCAAGCGUGUUGCCGAUGAAAUCACCCGAUUCCUGCGCCAAGACGGUUGGCCCGCACUUUCCAUCCAUGGCGACAAGCAGCAGAACGAGCGUGACUGGGUCCUUGACCAGUUUAAGACUAACAAGAGCCCAAUCAUGGUUGCCACAGACGUGGCUUCCCGUGGUAUCGAUGUGCGAAACAUUACUCAUGUGAUCAACUAUGACUACCCGAACAACUCGGAGGAUUAUAUCCAUCGGAUUGGCCGAACCGGUCGUGCUGGCUUGAAGGGCACGGCUAUCACGCUCUUCACUACUGACAACUCGAAGCAGGCUCGUGACUUGGUCAAUGUUCUCCAAGAGGCCAAGCAGCAGGUUGAUCCCAGACUUCACGAGAUGGCCAGAUACGGCGGCGGUGGAGGUGGCCGAUUCGGUGGCCGAGGCUACGGAGGCCGUGGUGGUGGUCGAGGUGGUCGUGGAGGAGGCGGAGAUGGCUCUAACAACAUCCCUCUUGGCCGAAGUCGCUGGUAA
This is a messenger RNA of Pseudomassariella vexata, 3150 nucleotides long. RefSeq names its product Phosphomethylpyrimidine kinase-domain-containing protein. The transcript is spliced from 14 exons. Lineage: Eukaryota; Fungi; Ascomycota; Sordariomycetes; Amphisphaeriales; Pseudomassariaceae. The record is from RefSeq and is a predicted model, not a curated record. Gene Ontology annotation, molecular function: RNA helicase activity; phosphomethylpyrimidine kinase activity; RNA binding. The coding region runs from base 1 to 3150 and encodes 1049 amino acids. Gene Ontology annotation, biological process: thiamine biosynthetic process; rRNA processing. Gene Ontology annotation, cellular component: ribonucleoprotein complex; nucleus; cytoplasm.